Messenger RNA from Pyricularia oryzae 70-15, 961 nucleotides. Its product is annotated as 60S ribosomal protein L28. The coding region runs from base 112 to 564 and encodes 150 amino acids. Gene Ontology annotation, cellular component: ribosome; cytosolic large ribosomal subunit. The transcript has 3 exons. The record is from RefSeq and is a predicted model, not a curated record. NCBI's taxonomy places the organism in Eukaryota, Fungi, Ascomycota, Sordariomycetes, Magnaporthales, Pyriculariaceae. Gene Ontology annotation, biological process: translation. Gene Ontology annotation, molecular function: structural constituent of ribosome.
CCACCCAGAAAUCGGGGCACACACGAAUAUCGAAAAUAAUCGGCUCGCAAAGUCUCACCUCUCGGUUCUAUCCCCAUCAACAUCGAGACGACAAACCACAGGCUCGCUAAAAUGCCUACCAGAUUCAGCAAGACGAGGAAGCACCGCGGUCACGUCAGUGCCGGUAAGGGACGUGUCGGCAAGCACCGCAAGCAUCCCGGUGGUCGUGGUCUUGCUGGUGGUCAGCACCACCACCGUACCAACCUCGACAAGUACCACCCUGGUUACUUCGGUAAGGUCGGUAUGCGCCACUUCCACCACCUUCACAACCACGACUGGAAGCCGAUCAUCAACGUCGACAAGCUGUGGUCUUUGGUUCCUGCCGACAAGCAGGCCGAGUACCUCAAGGCCGGCGCCAACUCCGACAAGGUCCCCCAGAUCGAUCUCCUCUCGUUCGGUUACUCUAAGCUUCUGGGCAAAGGCCGCCUGCCCGACGUCCCGAUGGUUGUGCGUGCUCGGUGGGUGAGCAAGGAGGCUGAGAAGAAGAUCAAGGAGGCCGGUGGCGCCAUCGAGCUGGUCGCGUAAAAGGGCUGUUCUGUUUCUUUGAUGGGAUCACGAUCAUUGGGCGGGGUGUUAGUUAAAGCAGGAACAAAUCGGCAUCUUUUGGGUUUUGACUUUUUUUCCCACUCGGCUCACGGGGGAUUCUCUUUCACAAAUGGCAUCGCACAAAAGAAAAAGGGAAAUCAAUUGAGAACGGCGUUUGUGUUGUUUUUAUUACGAGACUAUACCAACACUCUUGACGACGCUGGAGAUCUGGGUGGAAAAGAUUCGGUACCUGCGUGAAUCGCUUCGUCAUGUCACGUUUAGAAAGGCGACCCGUUUUGGGUCGCCCUCGACGAUAUUGGCUCAUACUUGCGCCUUUGUCUUUGCGGUAAACGCCGUGUCGGGUCUCGUGCGCAAUCCAAAGAAGUUGAGCUGCAUA